This is a messenger RNA of Ictalurus punctatus (channel catfish), 1395 nucleotides long. RefSeq lists its product as uncharacterized. The transcript has 4 exons. NCBI's taxonomy places the organism in Eukaryota, Metazoa, Chordata, Actinopteri, Siluriformes, Ictaluridae. The record is from RefSeq and is a predicted model, not a curated record. Bases 84 to 908 code for a protein of 274 amino acids. Gene Ontology annotation, molecular function: ubiquitin binding.
CUCCGCUAAGCGGAAGUAGUUUAAAUUCGGCGGCACGUGGAGCCUCUGUGUGUUUUUCUGAAGAAACACAGGAAACAGAAAUCAUGUCCAAACUGAAAAGAAGGAAAACUGCGGCGGAGGAAAUAAAACCUGAGCCACAGGUUAGGAUCAAAGAUCAAAAUGAGAGUCUGCGCAUUCCGGACGCAGCGCUGCACAGACGGGCUGAAGGUUCUCCUGCAGGUGGAGGAUCUUCAUGCUGGACUUCAUCUGAUCUCUCGGACGUGGAGAAGCUCUGGAUGAAAACUCUGCAGGCUUUAUGUCCUCGGUUUCCGGCCCGGGACACGACGCUCCGUGUUCCUCACCUGCCGCAGAUCUCUAUGAAAGAGGAGAGACCAUGUGAGCGGCGCUGGUGCAGUCUAGAUGAAGAUGUUAUUCCCUUUCCUGAUCCACUCGCUCCCUAUCCCAUUCCUCACUCUGCUCCUUUCCCCUUGUCUCCCGUCUCUGCACUCCACCUACAGGACCGGACUGGCCGCAUCCCAAUCCACAGAGCACAGAACUCCCACAGUCAAGGAAACGAUGGAUCUGAUGUUAGCGAGUGUGAGCAGGACGCGAACAGAGUCACUGCAGGAAAAUCCGGAUCUGGAAGCGAACGUUCCGGAGCGGAGCCUGAGGCUGAAGCAGGAGCUGAAACAUUAGACAGUUCUGAAAUAAAAUCCAAAGCAGUGCCUGGGUUAGGGAAAAAAUCCGGAUCAGAACCUGAAAUUGAUAACGAAGCGGGAACGUCAGGAAGAGGACCAAGAUCAGAUGGAUUGAGACUGGAGUGCUGUCCGAUGUGUCUGACGCUGUUUCCUGCCGGGUUCUCUCAGAUGGAGUGUGAUGCUCAUCUCGCCCAGUGUUUAUCAGAGAUGAAUGUAGACGUGGUGUGGUGAUCUUCAUCAUCAUCUUUGUUCACACGAUCAUGUGACAUCGUACACACUGGUCUAAAUAAAUCCUCUACAGUGAAUAAUCAUUAGCGCAACAGUGAGGAGCUGUAAUUUACGUACGUUAGCUGAGUAUAAAUGGCUAGCUGGAUCAUAUCUCCAUGAAUUAGAGUAGUCAGCUGGCUAACGUUACCUAUCUACCUUCACAGUUAGCUACGCGAAAACUGAAUAUUGAUAUAUUCUUAAAAAUUAGAAAACAAAUGUGUGGGUUUUGUUCUGAAGUUAAUUUCUCUGUCAGUGGAGGAAAGUCUUCAGUAUGAUGUUGAUACACAGCGAUGUUUACUGCUGAAGCUCCAGACGUAAUGAAAAACCAUUAGAUUAGCGUAACUGCUGCAGUAGCAGGUCUACCGUAAUCAUGCUAAUAAAUGAGCACAUAAUCCAAUGUAAACAUGCUAACAGACAGUGCGAAUAAACACACAGCUAUUUUUAUAAAUCA